AUGAACCAGUUAAAAGCGGACCAGCGACGGGUCGAUUCGGACAUGCAAGACGAGCCGCAGAAAAGUGUUAGACACGAGCAGAACAUCGACAAAGGGAAUCUUGACUGCAAACUCAAGAAAACGACAUACAUUGCUCCAGCAGUACCAAUUGAACAUGCCUCUUCCUCCAGGGGCAAGGCACUUGGGAAUGGUCGUUGGGACUCAAUCCAAACUAAGAUGUCAUCCUUGGUCGUCCAGCUCAGAGCUCUCAUAAGUGAAGAUGGGAAAUUGACAUGGAGCAAAAUUCAUUCCUUCCAGGAACCUGGUGUUCGAUAUAAUACUUCCACGCUGUUCCGUCACAAAGAUACUCUGGGGCGCGAAUGGCAUGGGUGUGAGGACGAUCGAUACCUCAGUGCUACCGACGGACGCCUGUCUCAACUAAUAGUGCAGGCGACGGGUGAGAUCUGCAACGGACCUCAGAACUCAACAUGGGCUCGUACGAAAAUCAGGGACCCGACUCCCAUGAUGCUACGUGUGAUGCUGUGGGUCUUGAGAGAAAGAUUGAUGAGCUCUCAAGCCUCUGACAUGGACCUUUUAUUGAAAUGGGCUCCAUCAUGCCUUGUAAUCUUUUUGUUGUUGUUUGUGCCAGCAGACCUAGGGGGUGAGGUUCGGAAUGAUGGCAAUUAUGAGCACUUCAAAUAUCACUACUGGGGUUAUGCCGCUAUUUCCAGUAACCCGCGCGAGCAUCCACCGUCGACGGCGAGUCUGGCGUUAAGCAAUCAAGAGUCUAACCCCAUCUCCCAACGCCUGCUGCGGCCAAGGUAUUUGUGCUUUCUCAAGGAUGGACGCUGUGCCCAACCUCAAAAGGUCAGUGAGUGGGAAGCAGAGCAUGGGAAAACCAGCGUCCUACAAUACAUCUUUGUGGCCUAUACAACGGAACAAUUCUCCCAUGGCGACGUUAAGGAUUUGAACGCUUUGCACUAUAUCGCCGAGGCCGCAGCUCGACGGGCAGGCGUGCAGGCAUACUGGAUUGCAUGCAGCUGCAUGCCAGAUGAGCACGAGAUGUCCGAGGAUAUUUAUCGCAUUAGCGAUGUUGUGCGCGGCUCACAUUCUUUAUCCAUCGUCGUUGGCCCUCCUGUCAAGAAGGGCUCCGCACAGAGGUAUUCAACGAGCGAAUUUCUACUCCAAUGGGGGAGACGCAUGUGGACCUUUCCCGAAGUGCUCCUCAGUCCCAACAGCCAUCCUAUCGCUAUUUACACUCGUGGGAGCGAUAUCGAGAGCCCACUACUGGUUAGAAAACGUAACUUUCCAGCAGAGGCAUGGCCGGACGCGCUUAAGUCAAGACAGCUGGUCGACCAUUACGAAUCAUCUAUUGUACUGGGUCCUCUGGAACUCAUGUCGAUCGCAUUACAGUGCUUAGGAACCCGCGAGACCCGAGAAAUCCGCCAUCAUGGUGACUUGUCAUACAUUCUGAUGGGCCUGCUGAGACGCAGACCAAAAGUAGAUCCUGAGAACAGUGCUUUCCAAGCCUUCUGUCGGCUAUCAUUGAGCAAUGACAGUCAUCAAUUACUGGAGCGCCUGAUCUGCCUGCUUCCGGGCACAUCGGACAAAUCGGACGAACCGGACAAACCGUGGUAUACAAUCGAUGACGUCUGGGAUCGUAACUUGUGGGAUAUUCAGCCCCUUUGCCAGGUCGUCGGUGUGGGUCAUGACGAUACGGUUAUCCUCAGUGGUUCCUUUGGUACUCCUAUCAGGUGGAAGUCGUUUGCGGCGGUCAAUCUCCGCCUGCGUAACACGAUGAAAAGAUCGGUGGCCAAGGUGGCCCUCCGCGCUGUACCAAUAUGGUUCUUGCUGGGGGUCUUUCUAUUGCGGAUCUCUCAAUCCAAAGGUGGAGAUACAUACGGGGUUAUAACAGGCGUGGGGUGGUUGUUCAUGGGUGCCACGAUCAUCAUUGUCGUCAUUUCUCCAUAUCUACUCUCAUACCUGUAUGUGGGUAAGGUAUGGUCUGCGCAACCCUGGGUAUUUGGGUUUGAAGGAUAUAUGCCCAUCGACAGGAUCGAGAGAAACCUCCUUGGCGUUAACCUGAACCGCCUCAAAUGGUCUCCGUAUGGCAGUGAACUAUCCCGCCACCGCGAGGUCUGUGGCGAGUGUGUUGGUGUCGACCCAACAUCCGAUCCAGACGUCAACAGGGUAGUCAGCGACAGCUGGCGAUCCGGUUACGGCCAGAUGAGGGUCUUCACGCUGGUUGACAGUAAUACCAUGUCAGUAACUCUCUUUCGAGCUGUUCGACCUCCCGUUGCUAUGCUCCUCUGUGGCGGUGAGGGUGGGAUGCAGCGCGCUCUCCUCUGCUCGUACGAUUGGAGGUCGCAGUCGCUCUACCGAGAGACCGUAUUACGGGUGGAUACUCUUGCAUUGGAAAAAAUGCCUCGCGUGAACCGAUUUCGAUUGGGCUUGCGGAGGCCAUUAAGUGAGACAGUUCCCACCAAGGCGGAAUUCGAUGGUGCAGAUGAGGUGGUGUAA
Molecule: messenger RNA, 2499 nt
Organism: Penicillium canescens
Lineage: Eukaryota; Fungi; Ascomycota; Eurotiomycetes; Eurotiales; Aspergillaceae
Exons: 4
Coding region: 1-2499 (832 amino acids)
Source: RefSeq, a predicted model, not a curated record